CAGACCCACCAGAAGAAACACGCUAAAGAACAAACUGCUCCAGAAUCAUCAUAGUGACCUUUCAUCAGUAAAUCUGGAUAAAAUACUCAUCCUGAAACUGUACAUUGAGCUCUUUCUGCCAGUAGGGGGCAGUGUCGCAUUGAGCUUUUUUAAUGUGAUUUGGGAGAGUAGAGAUGGAUUGAACCAAACUCUGUAAAUCUGUUCGAAGGAACAGAACAAUCAUUGUUUCUUAAACUUGACAGAUUGAACUCGACCUAUGAAAAAGCCUCAAAAUAUAUCUAUAAGUGCCUGGAUUUCAUAACGCUGUUAAACAUGUUUUAAGUGUUGAAAAGUGACUUGAGUAUGAUUGUAAGGCAAUUGCACCCUUUUUUCCAUUGUUGGAUUGUUUUCAUUGGAAAGAGGUUUUCCAUUCACACAAUGUUAUUAAUUUUCAAUUUCAUGUGUUUUCCCAGUGCAUUUGUGCCACCAGGUCAGGUGAGAUAUUUACUGCGGAAAAAAAGUUUUUUUUUUUUUUUUUUUUUUUUUUGUUCUUGUUUUUGUAGCAGCUACAUAACUUCUCUUUAAUGUGCAGAUCAGUGUCUGAUACAGAUUUAUUUAUAAAAUAAUAAUAAUAAUAAUAAUAAUAAUAAUAAAUAACGCUGGUUUUGGCGGUAUUUUCACUUAUUUUUGAUUGAGAACGGUUGCUGUAGAUCAACUGACUAGCGAGUGUUACAGGAACCUGUAGGAGGCGCUCAGACGCUCUUUAGUCCGCCGGUAAAACCAUGAAGAAAGAACGAAGUCUGAGACAGAUGUUGACCAUGAAAGCGCAGAUGGAUGUGAUCUGCUGUAAAUCAGUAGGAACUGAUCUGUCCAUGCUGGAUAUUGAGGAUUUCAUCAGUGAAAUCUGUCAGCUGAAGAAAGAGGUGGCGUCACUGGAGGCAAAGCUGAGAGAAAGAGGAGACAAACCCAACAGAGAGGAUCUGGAGAAGGUUUCAGUGUGUGUGACUGACGGGACAGAAGCUCAGGAUUCAGUCUGGAGAUCCAGAGACACACAGGACUCAGAGCUCAGCCUCACUUUACUGUGUUAUACUGACGCUCAGGAUCAUGGAUCCGCUGAUCAAACCUCUGACUGUAACGCUGGAGAACAGCAGAUGCUGCAGACGCCGCUGAAGAUGUGCUCCGUCAAACUGGUGGACUGCAGGAACCUGAUAGAGAGCAGAGGAGAAAAAACCACAGCAGAGGAACAACAACAGAGCCAUGAGGAGGAUGAUGACUUUGUUCCUUCAGAUGAUAACAGUGUUUCAUCUUCUGAUGGAGAUGAAGAAACGGCUUCAGCAUCAAAAGAUCAGCCGAGGUCCAAGAGUUUUUCCUGCGUCACCUGUGGGAAAACAUUGAGUUCACAGGGACAUUUAGUGAGACAUGAGAGAAAACACACAGAACAGAAAGACUUCACCUGCAAGAUAUGCAACAUCAGCUUUCCUACCUUAGAAGAGAGGAGACUUCAUACAAAAGAGCACAGCGUGAAGAAGGAGUUUCACUGCGAACAGUGCGGGAAGGAUUUUUUCAUUUCUAAGUGCCUAAAAGCUCAUAUGAAGACACAUAGUGAAAGGACUUUCCACUGCAGCGAGUGCAACAAGUAUUUUAUCACUAAAUGGAAUUUAUUGCUCAUAAGCGAAUCCACACGGGUGAAAGGCCGUACAAGUGCCCUCACUGCGAGAAGAGUUACAAACACAUAUCCCAUCUGAAGACCCAUGUGCGUGUUCACACCAAUGAGAAGCCAUACAAGUGCAGUGAAUGUGGGAAAACCUUUAAGGAUUUACGUUCUCUGAGGCCACACCAAAGAUUGCACUCUGAGAAGCUGUAUCAGUGCAAACACUGUGAUAAACGUUUCCAUAAUAAAUUUUCCCACAUGAGAGGACUCACACCGGAGAGAAACCAUACCUGUGCUCCUCCUGCGGGAAGAGCUUUUCCAAUCCAAUGUCUUUCAGAGUUCAUCAGAGGCUCCACACGGGAGAAAGACCGUAUCGCUGUAGCGAUUGUGGGAAGAGUUUCAUACAUCACAGUAACUUGGUGAUGCAUCAGAGAUCACAUACAGGAGAAAGACCGUUCAAAUGCUUAUAUUGUGGUAUGACAUUUGUUGCAUCGCAUGUCCUGAAGAUCCAUGAGCGACAGCAUACAGGAGAGAAACCGUACCGCUGCUCCAUCUGCGGCAAGAAAUUCGCUCAAUUAGCAGGUUUGCAGACCCACCGGAAAAAUCACGCUGAAGAACAAACUGCUCUGAAAUCACCAUAGUGUUUUUUCACAGCUCAAUCUGGACUCAUUCAGCUCAUCCUAAAACUGUAGUUGAGCUCUUUCUGCCAGUAGGGGGCAGUGUCGCAUUGAGCUUUCAUGUGGAUUAGAAGUAGAGAUGGAUAGUCAAUGCUGUGAUUGCAGUGUGUGACAGAGCAGGACAAAGAUUUCAUCUUGAGGUUGACAACUUGAACUAUUAAAAAUAAUAUAGUAUCGCAUUUGGGGCGAGUUUCAAAGCCUCCCCUUUUUUUUGUGGCAAACUUCACUUUAAUGUACAGGUCUGAUAUAGUUUUAAAAUAUACUUUGGUGUAUUUAGAUUAUUGAUCUCAUGUGAACACACAAAACUCAGCCACAGCUUCUCUUAGCAGUAAUUUACUGAAAAAUAAAUAAAUAAACGACGGUUUGAGGGCAAGAAAUGACCUUUAUUGCCCACAGUUUAUGCUACAACUGAACUGAUUCGGAAAUGCAAUAAAACACAACAUGGUAAAAUCAUAAUGGUGCACUUAGCAAUUACAGAAAUAACAGCUAAAAACUUAAUUUUCAUCGCCUUCAUAAUUUUAAUUAAUUUAUACGAAUAAAAAAAAAACAUGAAAAGUCGCUGGUUUGGAAAUCAACGGUAUUUUUGAAUGAGUAAAAGACGGCGAAGGUUUGGUGUUACGGUUACGGGAACCUGUAGGAGGCGCUGUGACGCUCUUCAUUCGCCGGUAAAUCCACUGAAGAAAGAGCGAAUCCUGAGACUGAGAUGUUGAGCAUGAAAGCGCAGAUGGAUGUGAUCUGCUGUAAAUCAGUAGGAACUGAUCUGUCCAUGCUGGAUAUUGAGGAUUUCAUCAGUGAAAUCUGUCAGCUGAAGAAAGAGGUGGCGUCACUGGAGGCAAAGCUGAG
Messenger RNA from Ctenopharyngodon idella (grass carp), 3150 nucleotides. Its product is annotated as gastrula zinc finger protein XlCGF52.1-like. Gene Ontology annotation, molecular function: RNA polymerase II cis-regulatory region sequence-specific DNA binding; DNA-binding transcription factor activity, RNA polymerase II-specific. Gene Ontology annotation, biological process: regulation of transcription by RNA polymerase II. Lineage: Eukaryota; Metazoa; Chordata; Actinopteri; Cypriniformes; Xenocyprididae. The record is from RefSeq and is a predicted model, not a curated record. The transcript has 5 exons. The coding region runs from base 762 to 1724 and encodes 320 amino acids.